AUGAGACCAAUAUGUGGAUCAUAUUUUUAUAGGGCUCUGGAGGUGUUGGUCUGUCGUGUGAAGGAACGAAAAUUAUGUCUGCAAGCUUUGGCAUCUGGCCAAGACUUUCCGUUUGGAGAUUUUUUUCUUCAAAUGGCAGCCAACCGUUUCCUCAUGCUCAUUGCUUUCAUGCUCUGCGCCAUUCAACUCGCAAACGCUGGUCCUGUCCCCUGGCCAUUGACCUCUUGUGACGCCCAGCAGGUGUAUCCUCCUCCAGCGAGCAGCCCUCCUGUUGGUCCAGCGCCAAUGUACCCCUCACAGACCAAUGUACCCAACGAUCCGCCCAAAGGAGUCCCCACGCAAGGGUAUCCUGCAGUUCCCAUCGUCUUGUCUUCCCUUCCUGUCGGUGGCCCACCUGCCAAAGAUCUCCUGCAAGAUGACUGCGCCUCCAAGCAGCAGUACUUUACACUCCCACUGCUUGUCCAACGGACUCCAAUGGACUUUCAUCGGACCCUGCCAUUUCUGAUGGACUCAGUGGACAGUCCGUCGGAAGACCGUCAGAGUCCGUUGGACAUGACUGGAUUCCGCUGCAAGUCCAGGCAAAGUCCAGUGAAAGUCCACUCAAACUACUUAGAAGUAAGAAAUGGUUGGACUGGCCGAAAUUCUGUGUCCGUUGGACGUCUGCUGGACUUCCAUCGGAUUUCCAACGGACAGAGGCAGAAACCAUCAUAA
Laccaria bicolor S238N-H82 is the source of this 711-nucleotide messenger RNA. RefSeq lists its product as uncharacterized. The coding region runs from base 1 to 711 and encodes 236 amino acids. The record is from RefSeq and is a predicted model, not a curated record. The transcript has 4 exons. NCBI's taxonomy places the organism in Eukaryota, Fungi, Basidiomycota, Agaricomycetes, Agaricales, Hydnangiaceae.